This is a messenger RNA of Drosophila melanogaster (fruit fly), 1224 nucleotides long. RefSeq lists its product as uncharacterized. Bases 153 to 500 code for a protein of 115 amino acids. The transcript has a single exon. Lineage: Eukaryota; Metazoa; Arthropoda; Insecta; Diptera; Drosophilidae. The record is from RefSeq and is marked reviewed.
CAAGAACCACAUGGCAAUAAAUAUUGAAUACUAAUUCAGUCGAGCUGGCAAGGUGAACAAGAACUGCUUUCUCUUACAUUUUUCUCUCAGUGAAGGACCUUGCGCUGACUUUGACUUCGGCCUCGGCCUGUCCAUAUCUGCAACGUCGAUCAAUGCAAAUUUCUGAGCUGAUCAAACUGGCCAAGAGCAGCAGCGUCAGCAGCAGCAGCAGCCUACGCAGCGGCAGCGGCUCAAGAAUUAUUAUUAAAUUCGAUAUAAAUAAUAUUCGCAACCGCUGCAGCGCGCUGUGCCCCUCGCUCAAAUCCCCUCGUCUGGACAGUCUGCUGAUUAAUAAAAGACGGCUGCCGUGGCAGAAGUUCGGAGAUGGCCUGCGGUGCUUAAAAAUUCUGAGGCAUCUGUCAAGUCGAGCGAAGGUGAAGGUUUCGCGCAGGCGCAGCAGGACCUGGCCUGCAGAUCUGAAGAUCUGGGGAUCUACGUAUAUGCACGUACGUGUAAUAUAACAUACAAUGGUAUACGGGUGUACAAUGGCGAUGUGGGGAUCGCGAAGCUUGCAAACGUUUUCGAGGGGAACGCUUUGCAUACGUGCGUGUAUGUGACAGUCGCAUAAUAACGCUUCAAUUAAGCCCAAGCGAUUCCCUGACACGAUUUUCCUUUGUGCGCUGGCCAAAAACUCCACUGGCCGAUGCAUAUCAAUAAGAUCUGACGUCAAUUUUGAUAAGCGAACGCAUAUUAUUAUUGUUAUUAUUAGCCAUAUAUACGCCCCACAUCUAAAAGCCCCAGCAAGCCCCCCUCCCCCGCGCAACGUAAUAAUCAGCGGCAUGGCAAUGUGGCAAAGAAGGGGGUUUGGAAAUCCCUUCGAGCAUUUUGUCGGGUAGCUGACCGAUGGUAGCGAUGCGACGGAUAUCUGGCAUAUCGACAUAUGCCAGCGAAAGAUGAAAUUCCUGGGAGCAUCCACACACGGCCGAGAAUAAAAUAAGAAUUAUGCUUAAAUUAUGCAAGGUCCAACAAUUUACAAAGUGAUCGAGCCCCAGCCCUUUUUUGGACCCCGCAGAUGCCCCCGGAUCCGCGUUACAAGGUGAAAGACCAGGCGGAACAGGAAGACCAGGGAUGUGAAACCUGGGAAACGCGAUGACUAGAAUGGGAUUAUAUUCAUUCAUCAUAUUACUUAAAAAAUGUAGUACUAAUCUCAAAAGAUACCAUAAAAACCAUUAAGCACAUAAACAU